Messenger RNA from Toxoplasma gondii ME49, 880 nucleotides. RefSeq lists its product as hypothetical. Bases 14 to 880 code for a protein of 288 amino acids. NCBI's taxonomy places the organism in Eukaryota, Apicomplexa, Conoidasida, Eucoccidiorida, Sarcocystidae. The record is from RefSeq and is a predicted model, not a curated record. The transcript has a single exon.
GCAACGUUGAAGAAUGCGCAGACGAGAGAGUGCCGGGAAGCUGAAAAGAAUGGAAAGAAAGACGACAGGGGGAAGAAAGGAGAAGCAGAGGGGGGAGGGAUUCAGAGAGAGAGAAGAAAACGGAUCAGAAAAAAGACACACCGAAGCCUUUCGUGUUUCUCUCGGGAGCCUUUUGUCAGGUUUCCUCUCUUCUCCGGCUGAUGGUGUUUCACCUUUCCUUCACUGCAGAAGAAAGGAUAGGAAAUGUCGGUCGAGUGGAAUAAACAGAGAACGGACAGAAGAACGGAGACGAACACUUUUCGAGUUUCGUAGACCGCCUCGGUCUCCGCAGAUGCUUGCCAUGGUUUCUCACAUUUCAUUUUUCUCAGUUUGUCUCUCGCUGUCUGGUUCUCGUCUUGCGUGUGGUGACUUCUCUCCGGACUGUCGCCGAUGGGGAGGAGGUUUUCAACAUCCUUUCAAAAGACGUCGAGAGAGAAUUUCACAUGAGGAAGCAGAAACAGAUGCGGUCUUCUCUCCCCUUCAUCGUGAAACCAUCAAAAACAUGGAGAGAAAAUCUCACUCACUCUUACAGCUGAACAAUGCUGGUCUCUCUCCGCAAACGGGACGACGAAACACGCGGUUGGAAACUCUCAGAGUCAAGCGGAAGUGUGGUGUACAGACACUUCACAGCAAUCCCACAAUCGAACAUCGCAGUUCCCCUUCGCCUGCAUAUAUAUAUAUAUAUAUAUAUAUAUGCAUUUGUUCACGGUAUUUAAGAGAUGUGGAUGGCAGGUCAGCCUUUCUUUUUUUUCGCGUCUUGCUUGAAUCUGUGACUUCACAGGUUGCCUCGUUGCUCGACGAGGAACCCCCGUCGUCGGAUGAAGAAACACCGUCUCUAUGA